AUGCUGCCAAGUCGGGGAAUUCUUCGAUUUUUCCGAAGGAUUCAUGUUUCGGCAGCAACUUCUUCCUCAACAACACCAUCGAGAUUUCCAAAUUCGCGAAGGAAGAAGAAUGCAGUUCGAAACAAAAACAUUGAGGAUCUGGUUGAGCCGAAAAAAGUGAAACAUCUUGCCGCGCAGGCAAUCGGAAUGGAAGAUUGGAUUGUUGGAUUGGAUAAAACAACAAUCGAAAUGGCACUGGAUGAAUUUAUGAGACGACCAAUGGUUAGACAACUUGCGCAAGAAAACGGGAUAAAUGAUAAACUUUUUAUGCGCGCGUUUCGAAGUUUUAAAGAAUAUUGUACACCGGAAGAUUUGAGUUCAGUAGAUUCAGGAUUACUCAUUUUAUUCAGUGAUAUUUCAAAAGGCGAAAAAGACGUCGAAAUUCUCUAUUCAUUUUUUCUCGAUCACGCAAAACAAGUCUUCCCACAUCUCGAAGCAAUGGAUGAUCUUCGAAUCAUUUCCGAUCUAACAAAACCACACAAUUGGUAUCCUGAAGCGAGAUCAUUGACAAGGAAAAUCUAUUUUCAUGCAGGCCCAACAAAUUCGGGUAAAACUUAUCAUGCUUUGAAGAGGUUUAACGAGGCGAAAAGUGCGGUUUUCUGUGGACCUUUGAAAUUGUUGGCGACUGAAGUAUUUCAUAAAAGUAAUGAAUUGGGAGUUGCUUGUGAUUUGGUGACUGGAGAGGAAAGAAGGUUUGCGAAAGAUAAUCAUCAUCCAGCACAACAUCUUUCGUCUACUGUUGAAAUGCUUUCAACGCAGAUGAGAGUUGAGGUAAGUCGGAAAAAUUUCCAAAAUUCAUCAAUUCAGCUUGAAAUUUACGAAGUCUUAUGUUUUAAAGUUGAAAAAUUGAGCUUGAAGUAUUUUAAUAAAAUUUUUCCAGAAACUUUUCCAAGAAUCUAGAAUCAAGCUCAAGAAAAUGCACAAAUUCAUGCUCAGAAUCCACCUGGAAAUCAUUUCCAAGCUCAAGCUCAAAAUUUAGCUGGAAAAAUUUCUCAAGCUGAAAUUACAGCGGGAAAUUUGGCUGGAAAUCUUAACCAAGCUCAGAAAUCUGCUGAAAUUCCACCACUAGCCAAAGCCCAAUCAAAUUUUCAAUCUGAAGCUGAAAUUGGCACCAGGACCGCCAAAUUUCGAGCUGUAAUUUCAGAUUGAGGAAUAUUUUCAGCUAAAUUUUGAGCUUGAGCUUGGAGAUGAUUUCCAGCAGGAUUCUGAGCAUCAAUUUGUGCAUUUUCUUGAGCUUGAUUCUAGAUUUCUGCAAAAAUUUCCAAAAUUCAUCAAUUCAGCUUGAAGUUUAGGGAGUUUUAUGUUUUAAAGUUGAAAAUUGAGCUUGAAGUAUUAAUUUGGCGGAUUUUUGAGUCUGAAAUCGAUUUUCAGCAGGUUUUCGAGCUACGUGAAGAUUUCCAGCUAAAUUUUAAGCUUGAGCUUGGUGGGACCUGAAAAUGCUUCUAGAUUUCUUUCCAAAAUUUCCAAAAUUCAUCAAUUUUGAAGUUUACGGCUCAAAAUCAAUCAAAUUUUUCCAGGUGGCAGUCAUCGAUGAAAUCCAAAUGCUGCGCGACGAGCAACGUGGCUGGGCUUGGACUCGCGCACUUCUAGGCGCCGCCGCCGACGAAGUUCAUCUUUGCGGUGAACCAGCCGCAAUCGAUAUUGUCAAAAAGUUGCUCGAACCAAUUGGUGAAACUGUCGAAGUUCGAUAUUAUGACAGAAAAACACCGCUAACAAUUGCGGAUAAAGCUAUUGAAUCUUAUGAUAAUGUAUGGUUUUUCUGGGGUGAUUUAGGGGGAAAAAACCUAUUUUUUGACUUUUUUUCAUUGAAAGACGAAAUUUUUCGUCAAAAAAUAUUUUUUUUUCAAAAAUCCAUCCAAAUAACCUUUGUAUCUAGAUUGAACCCGGCGAUUGUAUCGUGUGUUUUUCGAAAAAGCACAUUUUCUACAAUUCAAAAAAACUGGAAGAGCACGGCAUCAAACCGGCAGUGAUCUAUGGAGAUUUACCGCCGGGCACCAAAUUGGCACAAGCUGCCAAGUUCAACGAUCCCAAUGAUCCUUGCAAUGUCCUGGUGGCAACUGAUGCAAUUGGAAUGGGAUUGAAUUUGAAUAUUCGGAGAGUGAUUUUCAAUAGUUGCACGAGACAGAAUGAAUUGCUUCCCACUUAUUCGGCGCUGCAAAUUGCGGGAAGAGCGGGAAGGUUUGGAACGGCUUAUGCGAAUGGGGUGACAACUACGUUGAGAUCACAGGAAUUGGCAACAUUGAAGACGAUUCUGGCGCAGAAGGUGGGAAUUUGAAUUUUUUUGUAAUCUUGGGACCUUUUAGGAUGACAAUUUUGGUUUAAAAUAAAAUUUCAGCCCUAAUUUUCAGCCUGAAAGGUCCCUGGUUUUUUCAAAUUCAUCCUUUAAAUUGUUAUUUCAGAUCGAGCCAAUCACAAAUGUCGGAAUUGCCCCAACUUAUGAUCAAAUUGAAACAUUCUCUUUCCACUUGCCUCAAGCUUCUUUUGUCAGACUUUUGGAUUUGUUUGUCUCAGGUAUGUAACCCUCAUUCCUCCCUUUCUCUUAAAAUUCAAAAAAAAUUCCAGUCUGCUCGGUAUCGAAUCAUUUUUUCAUUUGCACAGUCGACGAUAUGCGCGAAUUGGCGGUUCUCAUCGAUCAAAUUCCACUUCCGCUCAAAGUUCGCUACACAUUUUGCACGUCGCCAUUGAAUACUGAUGAUAAAAUGCCGGCGGCCGCGUUUGUCAAAAUGGCUAGGAGGUGGGGGGAAUUUUGGGGAAUUUAAAAAUUGGGUAUUUUUGUUCUAAUUUUGAUGAAAAAUUGGGGAAAGUCUGAAGUUUUUGAUGAUUUUUCAAACUUGUUUCUGAACUUUUCAAAUUUCACUCACAGAUUCACAGGCAAAUUUUAACAAAAAAUAUAAUUUCUGAAAAUUAAUUUUUGAAAUCCUGAUUUUUCAAGCCAAAUUGAAAAAAGUUGACUUUAAAAUAUUUUUUAAACAUUUUUUGUAGAAAUUUGAAAAAUCUGAAGUUUUUCAUGAUUUUUCAAACUCGUUUUUGAACUUCUAAAAUUUCACGUGUCAAAAAUCAACUUACAGAUUCACAGGCGAAAUUUAACAAAAAUUAUAAUUUCUGAAAAUUUUGAAAUCCUGAUUUUUUAAGCCAAAUUGAAAAAAUUGAAAAAAAGUUGACUUUAAAAUAUUUUUUUUUUACAUUUUUUUCGUAGAAAUUUGAAAAUUCUGAAGGUUUUGAUGAUUUUUCAAACUUUUUUCUGAACUUCUAAAAUUUCACGUGUCAAAAAUCAACUCACAGGCAAAAUUUAACAAAAACUGUAAUUUCUGAAAUUAAUUUUUGAAGCUCUUCAUAAUUAUUCGUGAAUUCUGGGCCAAAACUAUCAUUUCUAAAAAAAAUUUUGAAAAAAAAUAACUGACAAUGAGAAAUUCUACUUUUCAAGAAAUUUGAAAUUUUCGAGGAAAAUUCUUGGAAUUUCUUCCAAAAAAUCCACGAAUUCCACGGAAAAAUGUUCAGAUUCUCAACUGGUCAAGCUCUAACUUAUGAAUGGAUGAUGGAUAUGAUCGAAUGGCCUCCAGCACCAGCCACCAAUUUACGCGAACUCGUUUUCCUCGAACAAACCUACGAAAUUCUCGAUCAAUACAUGUGGUUAUCAAUGCGUUUUCCUGACAUGCUUCCAGAUGAACCUGCAAUUCGAGAAGCAAGUCGACAAUUAGAUCAAAUGAUUCAAGAAGGUGUUGAUAGUUUUAUGAGUUUGAUUGGACCUGGAGAGAAUUUGAAGAGAGCUGAGAAAUCUUCAAGACCAUCGGAACCACCAAGAACGGAGAAAAAAUCGAUACUUGAAAAACUAUUGAAACGCGCUGAUUUGUCGGAUUUGGAUUUAGAGCAACUUCGAGAGGAAUUAAAUAAAGCUAAGAAAUAG
Molecule: messenger RNA, 3943 nt
Organism: Caenorhabditis angaria
Lineage: Eukaryota; Metazoa; Nematoda; Chromadorea; Rhabditida; Rhabditidae
Source: the annotation of a GenBank genome assembly